AUGGUAGUAUAUAUAAAGAUUGUUACCAUCUACCAAGGUCGCAUCUGUAGUUCUCAUGUGAUUCAUCGUCCUAGAACCAACGUACAGUUCCCCAACUUGAAAGUUGCAGCCAUCUUCCUCAGCGCCUUUGUUGCCGCUGCCCUCGGCGUGCCUGCUGACCACAUUGUCCAUGAGAAGCGAGAUGGCGCGGCAUUUGUCAAGCGCAGAACUGUCGAUUCCGAUAAUAUUGUGCCAGUUCGAAUUGCCCUGAAGCAGACCAACCUGCACAAGGGCAUGGAUCUGCUCAUGGAUGUAUCCGACCCUAAUUCCGUCAACUACGGCAACCACUAUACGCAGGACCAAGUCCAAGCCAUGUUUGUGCGCCCGAGCAAGAGUCUAUUGACUCGGUCAAAAGCUGACUUUAAGACGACGGUUGCCCAGCUUAAAACGGUGCUACAUACAAAGUACAAUGUAUUCCAAACCAGAUCUGGUGACGAGCACUUUGGAACCAACAAGUAUCACUUGCCAGCAGAUAUUUCUGACCACGUUGAUUUUAUCUAUCCGGGCGUUGCUUCAGUCCCGAUGGCUCGCAGAGAGGAAAGGCCGUCAACUAAGAAUCCAUCCAUGGUUGCAGCGUCCAGGCCCAUUCCAGAAUACGUUAAUAAUACGGGCGCCGAGGACUGCGGUAGCCUCAUCACUCCAAAGUGCAUCAAGGAAAUGUACGGCAUCCCGGAUGGUACAUCUAAGCGCGAGGGUAACGAGCUUGGGAUAUUUGAACUGGACCAAGAAAUGCACAAGCAGUCCGAUUUGAACCCCAAACAAUCCUGA
Messenger RNA from [Torrubiella] hemipterigena, 807 nucleotides. The record is from the annotation of a GenBank genome assembly. Lineage: Eukaryota; Fungi; Ascomycota; Sordariomycetes; Hypocreales; Clavicipitaceae.